Branchiostoma belcheri (Belcher's lancelet) is the source of this 510-nucleotide messenger RNA. RefSeq lists its product as uncharacterized. Lineage: Eukaryota; Metazoa; Chordata; Leptocardii; Amphioxiformes; Branchiostomatidae. The coding region runs from base 1 to 402 and encodes 133 amino acids. The record is from RefSeq and is a predicted model, not a curated record. The transcript has 2 exons.
AUGCCCUGCCAGGGGCCGCUGACAGCACUCGACGCAGAGAGCACCAGCCGGAUGAUUAUCCUGAUCGUGGUGUCGGUGUUGGUGGUUGUCGCCGCCGUUACCAUCCUUGUGAUGUGGCGGCGAAGUCGCCGCGGACUCCCCGGGCGACCUAACGGCCAGGUCCCGCGGCCCGGCCCCGCCGAGACAGAGGACCUCUCCACGGUCCUACAGAACCCCGGCUUCAUCUCCAGCAGUCGCGGGGAGAUGACGGAACAGUUGUCGGGGCUGCCGAUCAGACUGGCCGACGACGACCCUGACGAUUCCACGGUUUACCACGAACUUCGCAAGCCGUCGCCCAGCCCAAACGAAGAGCUCAUGGACGAGUUUUACCCCAUAGAAAUUCCAGAAGAUGACAGAGGAUGAUUCCAAGAGGUCGUCGGUAUCCAUUCUAUGGAUCAGUAUUUAUCUUAACAGCUCUCUGAGCUCGAGGUUAUUUUGAAAGUUCAUCUGUGUUGGUAGAAGUCAUUAUGA